Molecule: messenger RNA, 4941 nt
Organism: Naegleria gruberi
Lineage: Eukaryota; Heterolobosea; Eutetramitea; Acrasida; Naegleriidae
Exons: 6
Coding region: 1-4941 (1646 amino acids)
Biological process (GO): positive regulation of amyloid-beta formation
Cellular component (GO): trans-Golgi network
Source: RefSeq, a predicted model, not a curated record
AUGCAAGACAUUGAAUUAAGAGAUGGUAUUAAGGCCUCUGGGUCGGUACAUCAGGAAGGACCUAUACAACUUCAACAACACACUUCACCUGUUCUUACUAAGGUGGAGAUUCAACAAAUAUCACCUCCUCGUAAUAAGAGUAUUCUGUCCAAAGUUUUAUGUGGUUUGUGCAUUACCUUUGUUGUUUGCUUGUUGAUUUUGGUGUUUUUGGUAAUUGCAGUCUUUUUAAUUGCUUGGUUUGGUGGAGGAGCCUUUUUAUGGGAUUUUGCCUUCAAACCAGAUAAAGAAUCAGAUUGUUUCAAGGCGAUGAGAGACAGUAGGCCUUGGAAUUAUACCUUGGUUGAUAUUGUUGAUUAUUGCGAACCUAUUGCGGAGAAUAUCAACACAACAGAAUAUUUUGCACCUUACUUUAUUCCAUCUGUUUCGAAUUUAAUUGAAACAGUAACUUUUAAAUCACGUGAUCCUGAUUGGGUUGCCACAGGAAAGGGAAAUAUUGUUGGUACAUUUAUUCCUCAACCUUCUAUCAAUAGUAAUAGCAAGUUUAUUAUUGUCAUUCACGGAAUUAGAACAUGUAGAUUCACUUAUGCUUCAUUGGAACCAGCCUCAAUGUUAUAUAGAAAGGGAUAUAAUUUACUCUUAAUUGAUUUGAGAAAUCAUGGAGAUUCGGAUGACUAUGAUAAAAACCCUUAUGGCAGCUUUGGAUAUUACGAACAUAGAGACGUUUUGGGUGCUUUGGAUUAUCUCACCAAACGUUUCACAUUCUUGGAUACUCAAACACCAGAUGUGUCAUUAUUUGGUAGCUCUAUGGGAGGUGCUACAGCCAUUGUUACUUUUGCAAAGGAGAAGAGAUUUAAAUUACUCUUCACUGACUCUGCACCAUGUGAUGUGUACAAGACCUUAUUCACCAAUGCAGUCUCUGUAACUGGUUCUGAAUCAUUUGCCCAGACUGCAAUUCUAAGUACAAAAUCUGUUGCCUUAGUGAAAGGAAAUAUGGGAUUCCCUCCAUUCCCUCUUGAUCCAGAAACACUGAUGAAAGAAGUGGACUUGUCAGGAGAUAGAAGAGUAUUCUUCUUCCAAACUAGUGGAGAUUGGAUUGUUCCAGAUUACAAUAUGCAAAUUUGUGUCGAUGCUGCUAGAGGUGCUGCUACCAAACAAAACCUCAAUCCAGAUGAAAAGGUCAAGUCCUACAUGCACACAGUCCAAUACCCAACAGGAGUACCAACCUCUCGAUUCUAUUGUGCCAACCAUUUAGUUUCCAUGUUUAACAAUGCUACCAUUGAAUCAUCUACAACACCAACAACAACAGCAGGUUUACCAUCAUCAACCUCUACAACAUCAACAGUGGAUCAGAUGGAUAAGGAUCAACAACAAGAAUUCCCACAAGAAGAUGAAAGUUUGAAAUCAACAAGCAAUAAUAAUAAUUUAAUUAAUUCUUCAACAUCAUCCAAUACAACAAUAGAAGGAAAAUUGAAUGGAAUUUCUUCGGAGAUUAAUCAAAGCCUUUUAUCUGAUGAUUUAAUGAAUAGUAUAACAUCAACGAGUACUAGUACUGAUGAAAUUGUAAUUGAUAAACCUUCUUCGGAACUAACAGAAAGUAAUGCUACUACUAAUACUCCCACUAAUACAAGACCUAAAUCGAGGAGGAAGCGAAUUUCAACCUAUGUCGUUGGACAGGAAAGAUCAAAUUUGUUUCUUGUAGUUCGUGAUGAUCUAAUUUUGAACAAAACUUGUAUUGAAUUAGUGGAAUUUCCGAUUGUCAAGUCGAGUAAACAGGGAAUGAAUGAAAUCACCAAUGCUGAUAGGAAAGUAUUAUACAUUCAUCACUCCAAAAUGAAAUGUUUAUAUGCAUCAAUUAAUCCUCAACGAAACUUGCUGGCUUUUACUCACUUUUACAAGGCAAGCAACAACCAGCUGUACUAUGAAAUCUUUAUUGUGGAAAUUAAUUCCUUAUUCAAUAAGGAGUGGAAUGCUGAAAAUGUUGUUAAAUUUCAAGAACAACAAAAUAGAUUCAUCUUCCGACCUCCACAAACAUCUAUGCACGUUUUUCAAUGUAUUCAGUUCAUUCAUCCACCACAAGUUGAUUUGAAUUCUGACAAUAGUAUUACCGAGUCGAAAAAUACCCUUCCAGUUGAUAAUAAGAAUUGCAGGUUCUUGUUUGUCACUGAGAAGGAAUCCAUCAAAAUGUUUAACAUUGUUUUUAGUGAGUCAUCGAGCAGUAUAUUUAGUAGUUUAUUUAAAAAGAAUCAAUCUUCCAAGAUUGUGGAAAGCAUUGGAGAAUUGGUAAUUUUUGCAAAGAAUUUCAUUUGGUGGCAAUAUGAUCCAGUGAGGAGUUUAUUGUACUAUAUGACAAUUUUGAAGGAUUCUUCAUCGACCAAUGAAAAUUCAGAACCUGAACUCUUAAAAACAAUGUGUAAUUUACGAUGUGCCUCUAUUUCAGAGAAGAAACCUAACCAAAUUUUAGAAUGUACAAUACCAGUGACGUUUCAACGAUCCAUUUUAGAAAGAUCAAUAUACACUCACGAAAAGAUUAGAUUACCUUGGAGAACUGGUCCAUCUAGUUUUGAUUCUAAUACAACUUUUCAAAUAGUUCGAUUGGAAAAUAACUGCCUAUGUCUGUGUCAACAACAGGCGAAAUAUUCGAGUAAUAUUCCUGAUAACUUUAUUGAUGUUGCCAUUUUCAUUCUUCAUCACAAGAAAAAGAUGCACUUUUCAAUUCCUCUACCAGCUGAUGGGAAAUCUUCAACGAGUCAUCCAAGAGUAUUCUUUGGUUCGUGCAGAGAUACUGUCAUUGUGUACAUUCCUGGGUGGUAUUUGCAAAUUGUGGACUGUUCCAAAGAUCAUGAACCUUGGCCUCUGAUGAAUUUCAUAGGUUCAGAUACUGUACCCUUCCUGGACAAUGAAUCAACAAGUGUCAUUGAUAGAAAAUCUGAACAGGAUGUUGUUUCACUCUUUUCUGGAUCUAGCUCUGGUGGAUAUAUUCUCGAUUUGAAUAGAGGACUACUUUUCAAGUAUGAUUUCAAUUUUGAUAACAUGUUAAAUUGGCUGGUUAACUUGAAAAAAGAACAGAGUUCAAUGUACAAUCCUACCAAUAUGUAUUCAGCUCCGAACAUUAGGAAAACCACUAUUCAAUUUUUACAUUUGGCCAUCACUCAUUUCAAGAAUAAUAUAUUUACAGAGAGAACAAUACGAGCCUUUUGUGAACCUUUUCCUGUUAAUGGUUGUGACAGUCGUUGUAAACAUACUACACUGGUCGACGACGAAGUACUCUUUAUGGAAUAUUUAAUUGGAGCAGGAUAUAUGGAGUUGGCUUCAAAUAUUUCAGCUUCCACCUCAUACACUGCCUCCAUACUAACCAAUUCAUCUUCAUCCAGUAUUGCUGAUAAGGAAUUUUUGAGAUAUAUCCCAAUUUCACUAUUGGAAUGUGGAGAAAAUAGCCAAUAUCUUGAUGAUUACUCAUACGAUCAGUCAUUUGUAACCACUAAAAUUGGAAAUACUAUGGGAAACAAUAUUUUCACAAAAACAUUCGAUUCCAUUGUAAGAACCAUUCCAUAUCCAAGAGAAAAUACCGAAUGCUCACUCGAUUUAAUCAAACAAGUCAAGUCACAACUAGCCAGUUCACCAAAGUUUAUUCCACUCGCUGUUUAUUUGGCCCACCACAAGAAUCACAUUCUCACUCCACCAAGUCCCUCCGUAGAAAGACAAAGUAACAAUAUAAAUGGAAAAUAUUUUGAGGAGAAGAAUACCUACUUUCAAAAGAAGUGGUUCAACAGUAUAUUUAGCUCUCCAAAAAGUUCAGAAAAAGAGGAUGACUCUUACUAUGAAGACACACCAGAAGACUCGGAAUUAGAUGCCGAAAAACUUAGAGUAAGACAAACGAAAAAGAUUGAUUUCUACUCUGAAAAAUCCAAAACAGAUUUUAUAGAUGUUUUAAGUAACUUUCUACUUGUAAAUAGUCAACUAAUACCAAUUGAUUUGCAAGAAUAUACAUCAGCAGGACCAACCAAAGCUACCAGAAUGAAAACCAUUUUAGAUUACACUAGUUCCCUAUUCCAACUUUCACAAUAUUUAUUUACUACCCUCACUCAAAUCCUCCAUACCUUCCAUCAAAAACAACGACAUUUCAAUCAGGGAAAAUGUACAGAAGUGUAUCCAAUGUGGUAUUUCCAUCUCUUGCAAAAAUUACACGUUAGUUUGGAGGAAACAAACUUUCCUUCUCCAUCUGGAUUUUUAGAACAUUUUGCCACAGUUGGUGUCCAUGUUCUUCCUCUCAAUAAUCUCAUUCAAUACAUCAAUAGGGAGAUGUUCAUUGUGACUGAUAAUGUUAUUCAUGAAGUUAUGAAAAAGUCACAACAACAAACAAGUGAAAAGGAAAAGAAAGCUUGGUGUUCACUAAUGAGAUCACUCAUUCAAAAGCUCAAAGACAGAGAAAAUAGAGACGUAUUCCACUAUGAAAGAAUGCUCUCCUGCAUGUUAAAUCAACCAAGCUCUGAAAAUACCGUACAAAAUAUUCUAAUUAAUUAUUAUCACAGUUUAUUAGUUGAACAAAUUGACACUGUCAAGAUACCCAAUCCCAAGAAUAGUAAUGUCACUCCACUUGAUUGUAUUCAAUUCUUAGAAGAAUUUAAAUUACAGAGAGAAGAAAAUCCAUCAGAAUCUCUAUUCACAUCCUUCCUUCCACUCUCCUAUUAUUUACUCUCCAUAAAAUCCCUCAAUGGAACUCUCCUACCAAAACCAACUCUCCUCCGCAUGUCACACAUGAAUAGUUUUGAUUCCAGUGAUAGUGAUGAUAACACAACCAAUGAAAUUUCAUCUCCAAGAAUGAAUACCAAUUUUUACUCUCUUGUACAGGGAAUAGAGUAUUGCUUUGAAGGAGAUCAAGAUGCCUACAUUUACUUUUUGAAGAAAAAGACAGAAAAGGUAUUGAAUACCACCUUUUUUUAG